Molecule: messenger RNA, 1319 nt
Organism: Vidua macroura (Pin-tailed whydah)
Lineage: Eukaryota; Metazoa; Chordata; Aves; Passeriformes; Viduidae
Product: GPI-linked NAD(P)(+)--arginine ADP-ribosyltransferase 1-like
Exons: 3
Coding region: 83-1009 (308 amino acids)
Molecular function (GO): NAD+-protein-arginine ADP-ribosyltransferase activity; NAD+ poly-ADP-ribosyltransferase activity
Source: RefSeq, a predicted model, not a curated record
CUCAGUGUCCCCCAAUGCCCUUUCGUGUCCCCCGUGUGCCUCAGUGUCCCCGCGCUGGGGGCACCCCGUGGCCUCCCUCUCCAUGGACCCGCUGCCACUGACCCUGGCACUGCUGGCAAUCACCGUGGCCACCACCGUGGCCACCACCGUCCCGCCCGGUGACACUGCCACCUCCCUGGUGGUGGCCCUGGACAUGGCCCGGGACUCCUUCGAUGACCAGUACCGGGGCUGCGGCCGCGCCAUGACCGCGGCCUUGCCGGCCCUCAACCGCUCCGAGUUCCGGCAGAGCGGUCACUUCGCCGAGGGCUGGGCUCUGGCCGCGGCCGAGUGGCGCGUCCGGCUGUCCCCUCGGUCCCCUCGGUCCCCUCUGUCCCCGGCCCAGGCCACCGCCCUGCUGGCCUACACGGCGCCGGUGCCGUUACACCGGACCUUCAACGACGCCGUGCGCGCGGCCGGGCGCUCCCGGCGGGAAUACCGGGACAACUUCCACUUCAAAGCGCUGCAUUUCCUGCUGACCCAGGCCCUGGCGACGCUGAGGGACGCCGGGGGACCGCGGUGUCACCGCGUGUUCCGGGGCGUGCGCGGGGUCCGGUUCGAGGCGCGGCGCGGCGACACCGUCCGCUUCGGUCACUUCGCGUCGGCGUCGCUGCGCAACGAGAGCUCCUGGAGCUUCGGGACGGACGCGGCGUUCCAGGUGCUCACCUGCCAGGGCGUGGCCAUCCGGGAGUUCUCCUUCUUCCCGCACGAGGAGGAGGUGCUGAUCCCGCCCUUCGAGACCUUCGAGGUCACCGAUGUCACCAACGUCACCAAGGGUGGGGACAAGGCGCGGAUCUGGCUCCGCUCCAGCGGGACCUUCAGCAACUACAACUGCGAGUGGCUGCGAGAGCAGCGCUGUGGGGAUGGGCCCUGCGUGUUUGACGCAGGCAGGAGCAUCCCUGGGGACCUCCCCCACCUCGGAGGGCUCCUCCUGGCCACUGCGGCCCUGGCAGUGGCCACCGGGAUCCUCUAAACCACCAGGCCACCAAGACCACCACAGUCAUUGUGGUCACCAAAGCCACUUGCACUCCCCCAAGCCAUGAGGCCACCAAGGUCACUGAGGUCUCCGAAGUCACCGUGGCCUCUGUGGCCACUGUGACUUGCAAGGCCACCAUGGCCACUGUGGCCACCAAGCCAGGACAAGGGAGGGGACAGCAGUGGAGCUGCGGGUGCCACCAGGAUGUUGGGACAAGAGAGGGACAGGGGGACCCUGGCUGUGCCAUGGCUGUGGUUCUUCACUUUUUGGUAUUUUUUGCCUCCCUUUCCGAUAAUUUUAUUUUUUC